Arvicola amphibius (Eurasian water vole) is the source of this 5091-nucleotide messenger RNA. It is a transcript of the gene Bcas3, whose product is annotated as BCAS3 microtubule associated cell migration factor. The record is from RefSeq and is a predicted model, not a curated record. Gene Ontology annotation, cellular component: cytoplasm. Gene Ontology annotation, biological process: response to starvation; autophagy. Gene Ontology annotation, molecular function: protein binding. The coding region runs from base 382 to 3258 and encodes 958 amino acids. NCBI's taxonomy places the organism in Eukaryota, Metazoa, Chordata, Mammalia, Rodentia, Cricetidae. The transcript has 26 exons.
AAACAGAAAAGCCAUCUAGGCACCUUUUCCAGGCCCGCAGACACGCCUGCCUUUUCUCCCUUACCGCCUGCAUUCACAACCGAACCUGACCCGCCCGCUUCACCCGAACUUCCAUACUGUUGUGUUUUCCCUCCAGCCCCAGCCGAUUGGAUGGAUUCCGGAGGCGGGUCCGCCUCUUUCCUACUUGCUGGUUGGCGAGGUUGACCUCCAAGGGCGGUGCCGCGCCGGGGCCAGUUUGCUCCUGGGAUUGGCUGGAGCUGUGGUUCCGCCGAGGCGUGGUAGGAAGUGGUAGCCGUCAAUCACGAGGGAGACUCCAAACAGUGAGCCUGGAGCUGUGGAACAGCGUUUACCGGCGGAGCGGCCGGUCGUGUGAGCGGCGUGAUGGCGACGGACUCUCCUCGAAGGCCCAGCCGUUGCACUGCUGGAGUUGUGGUUCGCCCUCAGGCCGUCACGGAGCAGUCCUACAUGGAAAGCGUCGUGACUUUUCUGCAGGAUGUUGUGCCGCAGGCGUACAGCGGGACUCCCCUAACAGAAGAAAAGGAGAAAAUAGUCUGGGUCAGAUUCGAGAACGCAGAUCUGAACGAUACAUCACGGAAUUUAGAAUUUCAUGAACUGCAUAGCACUGGAAAUGAGCCCCCUCUGCUGGUUAUGAUCGGCUACAGUGACGGCAUGCAAGUCUGGGGCAUCCCUAUCAGCGGAGAAGCCCAGGAGCUCUUCUCUGUUCGACACGGCCCGGUCCGAGCAGCUAGAAUCUUGCCUGCUCCACAGUUGGGUGCUCAAAAAUGUGAUAACUUUGCUGAGAAAAGACCUCUUCUUGGUGUUUGUAAGAGCAUUGGAUCUUCGGGUACAACACCACCGUACUGCUGUGUGGACCUGUAUUCACUUCGUACUGGAGAAAUGGUGAAGUCCAUUCAGUUCAAAACACCCAUUUACGAUCUUCAUUGCAAUAAGCGGAUCCUCGUCGUAGUCCUGCAGGAGAAAAUCGCUGCCUUUGAUAGCUGUACUUUCACAAAAAAAUUUUUUGUCACAAGCUGUUAUCCUUGUCCUGGGCCAAACAUGAAUCCCAUUGCUCUUGGGAGCCGCUGGCUUGCUUAUGCAGAAAACAAGUUGAUUCGAUGCCAUCAGUCGCGCGGCGGAGCCUGUGGAGACAACAUUCAGUCUUACACUGCCACAGUCAUUAGUGCCGCUAAAACACUGAAGAGUGGCCUGACGAUGGUUGGGAAGGUGGUGACGCAGCUGACAGGCACACUGCCCUCGGGGGUGACAGAAGAUGACGUUGCCGUCCACAGCAACUCCAGGCGGAGCCCCCUGGUGCCGGGCAUCAUCACAGUCAUAGACACCGAGACAGUUGGCGAGGGCCAGGUGCUUGUGAGUGAGGAUUCAGACAGCGAUGGCAUUGUGGCCCACUUCCCUGCCCACGAGAAGCCAGUGUGCUGUAUGGCUUUUAAUACUAGUGGAAUGCUUUUAGUCACAACAGACACUCUUGGCCAUGACUUUCAUGUCUUCCAAAUUCUGACUCAUCCUUGGUCGUCAUCUCAGAGUGCUGUCCAUCAUCUGUAUACUCUUCACAGGGGAGAAACCGAAGCCAAAGUUCAGGACAUCUGUUUCAGCCACGAUUGUCGCUGGGUGGUGGUCAGUACCCUCCGGGGUACUUCCCACGUCUUCCCCAUCAACCCUUACGGUGGCCAGCCUUGUGUCCGCACACACAUGUCACCACGAGUAGUGAAUCGCAUGAGCCGUUUCCAGAAAAGUGCUGGGCUGGAAGAGAUUGAGCAAGAACUGACAUCUAAGCAAGGCGGCCGCUGUAGUCCCGUUCCAGGCUUAUCCAGCAGCCCUUCCGGCUCCCCGCUGCAUGGGAAGCUGAACAGCCAAGACUCUUACAAUAACUUCACCAACAACAAUCCUGGCAACCCCCGACUUUCUCCCUUCCCGAACCUGAUGGUAGUGACCCCUCUAGCACAAAUCAAGCAGCCAAUGACGUUGGGGACCAUCACCAAACGCACUGGGCCGUAUCUCUUUGGAGCGGGGUGUUUUUCCAUAAAAGCUCCAUGCAAAGUUAAACCACCUCCACAAAUUUCUCCGAGCAAAUCGAUGGGUGGCGAGUUUUGCGUCGCUGCAGUGUUCGGGACCUCCAGGUCGUGGUUUGCCAACAACGCAGGUCUGAAACGGGAGAAAGAUCAGUCCAAACAAGUUGUAGUUGAAUCUCUGUACAUCAUCAGUUGCUACGGAACCUUAGUAGAGCACACGAUUGAGCCCCGACCGCUCAGUACUGCUCCCAAGAUCAGUGACGACACACCACUGGAGAUGAUGACGUCACCCCGUGCCAGCUGGACACUCGUUAGGACGCCUCAGUGGAACGAGCUGCAGCCACCGUUUAACGCGAACCACCCUCUGCUCCUCGCGGCAGAAGCUGUGCACUACUACCAGCUCCUGCUUGCUGGCUCGCUUCCCCCUGGAAGUCCCGGCCCCAUUACUCGACAUGGGUCCUAUGACAGCUUGGCCUCUGACCAUAGUGGACAGGAAGAUGAAGAAUGGCUUUCCCAGGUUGAAAUUGUAACACACACUGGACCCCACAGACGCCUGUGGAUGGGUCCCCAGUUCCAGUUUAAAACCAUCCACCCCUCAGGGCAGACCACGGUCAUAUCAUCUAGUUCCUCCGUGUUGCAGUCUCACGGGCCAAGCGACACACCACAGCCGCUCCUGGAUUUCGAUACAGAUGAUCUAGAUCUCAACAGUCUCAGGAUCCAGCCAGUCCGGUCUGACCCAGUCAGCAUGCCAGGGUCAUCCCGUCCAGUCUCUGAUCGCAGGGGAGUUUCCACAGUGAUUGAUGCUGCCUCCGGUACCUUCGACCGGAGCGUGACCCUGCUAGAGGUGUGUGGGAGCUGGCCUGAGGGCUUUGGGCUGCGACACAUGUCCUCCAUGGAGCACACAGAGGAGGGCCUCCGGGAACGGCUCGCAGAUGCCAUGGCCGAAUCACCAAGCCGCGAUGCUGUAGGAUCUGGAACAGACACAGCCCCUGACGUAGCAGUCAAAAACAGCACCCCCGGGAGACACAUGGCUAUGAAGUGUUUGGGCUCUGAAGCAGACAUUGCUGUCCUUAUGCUCAGGAACCCAGGGUACCUGCCCAAAGUCGCCAGGAAGCAGGUGACCAGAACCUCUGCUCUUAACAGCCUCCCUGGACUGCUUCCUCCAUCCCAGGUAGAAGGGCGGCCCACCUGCCUUUCUUCUCAGGCUGAAGUUCUGAGUCCGCCUGUUUAGGGAAGGCUUACCCCUCUUCACCACAGGAAGUGGCUAUAGUCUCAGCAGGGGCAGACUCCUCCCACCAGCUCUAAUCCCACUCCUACUGGGCAGCCUGGGUGGUUAGUUUAGGACCUAGGGUACGUGGCUACAGCCAGGACCUAAUAAAAGUGCUCUGCUAAUCCCUUUAAUGAGCAGCAUCUUGGCACUCAUGCGCGCACAGAGCACAGACGCUGACUCCCAGGGCAGGCAGUAGCUGGGGCCGCCGAUCCUUUUGUGGUGGCGGAAGUCUCAGGACUGCCCCAAGGCUGAGCCUGGGCCCCGGGGUACCCUCUUCCAAACACACACAGCACUGACUUUGCAGCUCCAAGGGGGUUCUUCUGGGUCCUGGAGACUUGGGCUCCCUACAACACUGCGCCAGCCAGGAGCCCUCUGAGGCUCAGACCCAGAGAAUGCCCAGCCCAAAGCAGAAUUUACUUUGGGCCUUCUGCCCGAGUCCUCCUCCCACUAAGGCUGCCACAGCUGUGCCAAGUCUUACUAAGGCCUAGUGUCCUCUGUGUCCUCCUCCCUCUCCAGAGAAUGGAGAGCCAGACCUCACGUUGCUCAGUACAAGUAGCUGAUGCGCGAAAAGUCAUGCCAUCACCCCUAAAACUCGUCGGCUCCCACACAGAGCCGUGGCUUGGCCAAGGGGCCAUACCCACUGUGUAGGAUGAGGAACAGGGGCAGCUGUGCCUGUCUCCUCACGGAGAUUGAGUACGGCCCCUCUUUGUGUGUACCCCUGCAGGUGCUCCCAGGUAACCGGAGUCCUUCUAAGAUGCUAGCCACCUCUCUUUGCCCUGAGAUGCCUUAGGAGUUUGACAAGCACCACGUGGAAUGGGGGGUAGGGGAGGGUAACAUGCAGACAAGGCCUCCUCCUCCUUAGGCGUAUUUAUUUCGUGAGAACAGAGGCCUCUCCCUUCUCCUUGUUGCCUCUGCUGUCCUCUCCUGUCCCCUGCGGCCUGCCCAUCCCAGCCUGUGCCAUCAGGAAUCAGCUACAAUAACAAGCUUGUUUUCUGGCAAGACCAGUAGAGAAUGGGGAAUGUAGGCAGUAGUGGGCAUUGGAGUCUGGCAUCCUGUGGCCUGCCCAGUGCCGGUUCUCCCUCUAGGGUAAGCCCAGGGCCCAUGGCUUCCCGUUUGUCCUUGGUGUUGCUGUAUGCAAGGCAAGGCUAUCACUCCUACCUUCCAGAGUCACCAAAGUCCCUGGAGACUAUGAGGGCACAAUCUGAGUCCAAGCACGGUCAGGGUGGGGGUGGCAACCUUCCCAUGGGCCAGACUCCAUGCUGCUGGGGGAGCCUCUCUAGUUGCCUGGCCCUGGCUGGUUUCUGCUGGGCUUCACUGGGAGUCUGUGUAUACUGCAGGAAAGCUGCUGAGAGCUGGGGAGGAUGGGGUGGGAGUAGGGGCUGAGCCAAAACCGGGCCACUAAGUCAAAAUGUCCAGGGUUCCCCCAGAAAACUCUUCAGCCUGCCUCCUUCCUUUUCCUCUCCCAGCAACCCACCUGCAUGGGGCCCCAUCUGGCACUGCAUGGGCCAUAGGUCCCUGUGUGUCCCCCUUCUAGAAGCUAUUAUGUUAUGCUUACUGUGUGACUCCUCUUCCCUCACCCGGUACUGAAAGAUUCACAACACCUCUACCUCUGGGCCCGUCCCCCCAUGACUGGUCAGUCUCCCGCCGCUUCACGUGCAUGUCAGUGUCCUGGACAGCAGAACCCCUCUGCGAGACCGCCCUCCUCCCACGUGCCACCCCCGCACCUCCCUCUACCCUCUCCUUCUGCUUGUGGAGAUCAGUGUUCUUCUGGAUCAUUGUCCAUAUCUCUCAAAG